This is a messenger RNA of Pistacia vera, 2023 nucleotides long. RefSeq names its product nucleobase-ascorbate transporter 3-like. NCBI's taxonomy places the organism in Eukaryota, Viridiplantae, Streptophyta, Magnoliopsida, Sapindales, Anacardiaceae. Gene Ontology annotation, molecular function: transmembrane transporter activity. The transcript has 16 exons. Gene Ontology annotation, cellular component: plasma membrane; plasmodesma. The coding region runs from base 169 to 1815 and encodes 548 amino acids. Gene Ontology annotation, biological process: transmembrane transport. The record is from RefSeq and is a predicted model, not a curated record.
CAAACUCCGGAGGUAGCUCUUUUGCUUUCGAUCUUACGCUACAAUUGAAUUAAAAAUCUAAUCUUAAGUCUUUCUCUUUCUCUAGAAUAAAAAUCUCCACAAUAAUAAAUGAACUGAACUGUUCAUUUGAAGGAGGAGGAGGAAAGUAAGAAGAUAAUUGAUCGAAAGAUGGUCGAAACAGCGAACCACCAGCAUGCACUGCCGGCUCAGUCGGCGCCACCACCACGACCACCUACAUCUCUUGCAGUUACAAGGGGUCCCACUUGGACUCCGGCCGAGCAACUUCAACAACUCCAGUACUGCAUCCACUCCAAUCCUUCUUGGCCCCAGACAGUCUUACUGGCUUUCCAACACUAUAUUGUAAUGCUUGGAACUGCUGUCUUGAUUGCCAGUGCACUUGUGCCUCAGAUGGGUGGGGACAAUGGUGACAAAGCCCGAGUGAUUCAAUCAUUGCUGUUCAUGUCAGGAGUGAAUACACUGCUGCAAACACUUUUCGGCACAAGGCUUCCUACGGUGAUGGGUCCAUCAGCUGCUUUCACCCUGCCAGUAUUGUCAAUCAUCAAUGAUUACUCUGAUAGGACGUUCACAUCCGAGCAUGAGAGAUUUCUCCAUACCAUGAGAACUAUACAAGGAUCAUUAAUUGUCUCUGCAUUUCUCAACAUCGUGCUUGGAUAUAGUCAGGCUUGGGGUAAUCUAACAAGAUUAUUUAGUCCCAUUAUCAUCGUUCCAGUGGUUUGUGUAGUUGGUCUUGGUCUGUCCAUGAGGGGCUUCCCACUGCUUGGUAAUUGUGUGGAAAUUGGCCUGCCUAUGCUGAUUCUACUAGUUUUUUGCCAGCAGUUCUUGAAGCGCAUCCAUUCGAAGGCUCAUUUCAUAGUUGAGAGGUUUGCUUUGCUUUUCUGCAUUGCAAUUGUUUGGGCUUUUGCUGCUAUCCUCACUGUUGCUGGUGCUUACAACAAUGUCCCAGAGCGGACUAAACUGAGUUGCCGGACAGAUGGUUCUCACCUUAUGUCAUCUGCUCCUUGGAUUAAGUUUCCAUACCCAUUUCAGUGGGGUACUCCAAUAUUCAGAGCAAGCCAUGUCUUUGGGAUGAUAGGAGCAGCACUUGUUUCAUCCGCAGAGUCAACUGGAACAUUUUUUGCGGCAUCACGGUUUGCAGGUGCCACUGCCCCCCCAGCACAUGUCCUCAGCCGAAGUAUUGGCCUCCAGGGUAUUGGCAUGCUGAUUGAAGGGAUGUUUGGUUCUAUUGUUGGUACCACUGCAUCUGUGGAAAAUGUUGGCCUUCUUGGACUGACGCACAUAGGCAGCAGAAGAGUGGUUCAGAUUUCAACUGCUUUCAUGAUCUUUUUCUCCAUAUUUGGGAAAUUUGGAGCCUUCUUUGCAUCCAUUCCUUUACCAAUAUUUGCAGCCAUAUAUUGUGUUCUAUUAGGAAUUGUUGCUGCUGUUGGGAUUACUUUCAUUCAGUUUGCUAAUAAUAAUUCCAUGAGAAACAUCUACGUUUUGGGUGUCUCUCUGUUCCUUGGCAUAUCAAUUCCUCAAUACUUUGUCUUGAACACCACUCCGAAUGGUCAUGGACCGGUAGGAACGCCUGGGGGAUGGUUUAAUGACAUAUUGAACACAAUCUUCUCAUCACCUCCAACUGUUGCAAUGACCGUUGGGACACUGCUUGAUAACACACUUGAAGCAAGGGAGACAGCCGUAGACAGAGGACUUCCUUGGUGGAAACCAUUCCAGCACAGGAAGGGAGAUGUCAGAAAUGAGGAGUUUUACAAUUUCCCUCUCAGAAUAAAUCAGUACAUUCCUACUAGAUUUAUGUGAUUACACACUUAAAACUAGCUACUUUUAUAUUAAUUAUGAUGCUAUAAGUAACUUUCAUGUUUAUAUGCAAGUUGAGUUGAGUUGAGAUAUGAUUUAUAUGAGAAAAAAGAAAAAGAAAACCUCCCAUGUCCCAAAAGGUUUUUCCCAGUAGCCUUCUGAAUCUGAAGGUCCUUUGGGCACGGGAGUGUUUGGCCAUCACUAGAGGUUU